AUGAACCUUGAAAUGAAUCGAAAUCCUGAAGUAAGACUACUCAAGCGUGGAGCAACCGGCGAGUUCACGCAUCAACAAUGGGAGACGUUUUGGUAUACCGAUCGUGUUCGCCGUCAAUUCAAAAUUCUCAUUUACAAAAUUCGGGAGAAGAAAGCCAAAAGAUUGUACGGGAAUGGAAUGGACUUUGAGAAGGAUUCGGUCCUUGUCGACGCUCUUGGAUGCUACGCCGCUGCUAUGAAAUUGUCUCCUGGCGUUUGGAAGCGUUUUCCGAGAGCCGACGAGAUCAAAUACGUAACCACUGCUGGCCGGACCGACUCUGCGAAAAUUGACGAGUUCGAGAGUGAUACGAAUAAGAAGCUGGUGCAAUUCAGUGACAAACCGAAUCUAAUCGAGCCUUACAGACCAGCAGAGUUGACUCAAAAAAUUUUGGAGCAUGCGAUGUCGGAUCUCAACUUUAAAGAUUAUAAGAGUAUUACAUUAACAUGCAAGCAGUUUUACAUUGCUUCAAGCCAACUUGACAUGUGGAAAACCCUAUACAGCAAGUUUUCCGUAUAUGAGUUCCCGCCGGCAUUGAUCAAACAAUAUCACAUGAAAAGCGUGUUCCUUUAUUGCUUGUGGGCCAUGAAGCACACCGAGACACCAUAUGACAGAGCUGAGAAGCGCUUCGAGGCUGAAUGGAGGAACCGAAAAUAUGUCACUAUAGUGAAAAUUUGCUCGGACGGAAGCAUUGUGAGCGCCAGCGAUGAGUUCCAUCCGAAUCGUUAUCGUCGCUAUUGCUCGAGGACCGUUGACUGCUUGGUGGUCCAUGGCUACGUGGAGCUUCUUGGAAACGUUUGGAUGAGCGUUGUCGAGCAUUACAUCGAUCGCCCGUCCGAUUCCGACGAUUAUUAA
Molecule: messenger RNA, 891 nt
Organism: Caenorhabditis bovis
Lineage: Eukaryota; Metazoa; Nematoda; Chromadorea; Rhabditida; Rhabditidae
Source: the annotation of a GenBank genome assembly